AUGGCGAAUCAGGCUCCUGCGUCGCUUGUUGAGCAGCUGACUGCGUCUGGAGGUGCUGAACCAGCAGGCUUUCUUAACGAUAUUGUCUCGAACCUUUGGCCCAACAUCUGUGUUGCCGGCUCCAAGAUCAUCAAGGAAUCAGUCGAGCCUGUCCUCGCCUCGACUCUUCCGGGUCCCCUCAAAAACCUGCGGUUCGUCAAGAUUGACUUUGGUCAUGUCCCGAUCAGCUUCUCAAACGUCGAUGUGCACAAGACGAAGAACAAUGGCAUCAAGCUGGACAUGGAUCUGAACUGGGACGGCGUAUGCGACUUCGAGCUUGAUGGCAAAUUGGUACCUAAAGUGGGUGUCGAGAGGGUUCGUAUGAAGGGCCGGAUCAGCGUGCUGCUUUGCCCCUUGACCAAUGUCAUUCCUCUGAUCGGCGCCGCUCAGGUUGCGUUCCUCAACACACCCAGCCUAGAGCUCGACUUCACCGAUGCCGCAAACAUUGCCGAUCUCUCCGUCAUCGAUAACUGUGUACGGAAAAUCAUUCUCGGCAUCAUCGGGGGCAUGUUCGUCCUGCCCAACCGCUUCCUCGUCAAGAUGGACAACAACGUCGACUACUUCAAAACCUACCAGCCCCACCACGGCCUCAUCCGCGUCACAAUCGCCCGGGCAACAAACAUUGCAGCUCCCAAGCAAGGCGAGAAGAAGAAGAGCACCAUCAGCAAGUUGAUGGAAAAGGUCAAGCUCAAGGACGUACCCGACUGCUACGCCAAAGUCAUAGUAGGCGCCGAAGCCGAGUGGAAGACGUCCGUCGUAGACAACAACACCAACCCAGAGUGGAACGAAACGCACGACUUCAUCGUCACAGACUUUGAGCAAAACAUCUCGAUCGACAUCCAAGACGAGGACACAGCCACGGGUGACGACGACAUAGGUUUCGCCUCCACCACGGUCAAGGACAUACUCCUCCAGGGCGGUUCCCAAGACCUCAGUCUCUCGCACAAGAACACGCCCACAGGCGGCCGCGUCCUCAUCCACGCCAAAUUCUUCAACUUUGUAAACAACGCUCAGAUCCUCUCGUCAGCACAUGCCCAGGGACAAGGCCAAUACGUCGGUCUGGCUACCAUCCUCAUCGCAAGCGCACACGACCUCCAGGGCCCGCGCGAAGAACUGCAGCCUAGCGUCAAGGUGACAUGGGGCACACACACGUUCCAGACGGCUGUCAAGACGUACACGCCCGGCACGGACAUCUACAACCCUUCGUUCGACCAGGCGUUCCGCAUCCCACUUACGGCGGAUAUGCUGGCCAACCCUGGUGCGUUCCAAUUCCAUCUGCUGAACAAGACUACCGAGUUUGGAAGUGCGCAGAUUGGCUGGCAGGAUGUGCUCGGUGCUGAGGGCUUGAUGGUGCAGAAUAGCUUCGAUAUGGGUAAUGGGGCCAAGAUUAGGGCGGCGGUUACGCUACAUGGGGUUCAGGAAGCUCAGUAAGUGGGUGAGUCGUGAUGGGAUGGGAUGUGAUGGGAUGAGUGUGGGUAGGGAGGUAAGGUGGUAUAACCUAAGUCUACAUAUUUCCUAGUCUGGUAUGGCUAUCAAUGACGAAACACGAUGUUAUAAAUAUG
Molecule: messenger RNA, 1601 nt
Organism: Pyrenophora tritici-repentis Pt-1C-BFP
Lineage: Eukaryota; Fungi; Ascomycota; Dothideomycetes; Pleosporales; Pleosporaceae
Cellular component (GO): endoplasmic reticulum
Molecular function (GO): lipid binding
Source: RefSeq, a predicted model, not a curated record